Mercenaria mercenaria is the source of this 10773-nucleotide messenger RNA. RefSeq names its product sushi, von Willebrand factor type A, EGF and pentraxin domain-containing protein 1-like. The transcript is spliced from 49 exons. Gene Ontology annotation, molecular function: protein binding; calcium ion binding. The record is from RefSeq and is a predicted model, not a curated record. NCBI's taxonomy places the organism in Eukaryota, Metazoa, Mollusca, Bivalvia, Venerida, Veneridae. Bases 75 to 7883 code for a protein of 2602 amino acids. Gene Ontology annotation, biological process: axon guidance.
AAAAGUAAAAAAACAAUGAAUCCGAAUAUGCAUUCAUUUAAACCUAGGGAUUGCAGUUAGUUUGAGAUUUUUAAAUGGCGACUUUCGGACUAUUUUUAGUUUUGUUAUUAUGGAGAGGUCUUCAUAAAUUUGAGGCUGCCGCGGAUGGUCAUAUAGAGACGGAAAAGUUAGGAAAAGUAACUUUCGAGUGCAGAAAAGGCUGGUCUAUAUACAAUGCCAACUGUUACAAGGCUAUAGAUGUCCCGAUGACGUAUGCUUUUGCAUCCCUUACUUGUCUGGGACAAGGAAGUGUUCUGUAUUAUCCAGAAAAUGAAUUAGAGUACCACGAUUUUGUUGCUGGUUUGCUGCCUAAGACAAUUUGGUUUGGGUUACAUAAGGAUAAUGAGGAUGGAAAAUGGAAGAUUGGAGAAAUAGAAGUACCUUUGGAGAACAUUCCAAGAUGGGGUCCCAAACAGCCAGAUCAGAGCAUCGGUAAUGCCACUGCCGUUCAUCCGGUGACGGAAAUAAUGAUAUAUGAUGAAAACGAGAAUUUACCAUUUGUUUGCAAAUACAGAGCCUGCAUUGAAGGUUAUAUUCCAUGUGACUUAGCAUCAAAAUGUAUUCCAAGUGAGCAGGUCUGUAAUGGAUUACCUGAGUGCACAGAUGAAAGAGAUGAAAACAACUGCUCUGACCUUGGAAAAUGGUACCUACACCUUGAGGAAGAAGCAGGAUCGUUCCAGACUGGAUCAGUUACUGAUUUCACAGAGAAAACCUGGAUCUUUGAAGCCGAUGUUGGAAAGAGGAUCAGGCUUUAUGUACCUCAAAUGAAUCUUCAAACAAAUGUUGUGUUUGUUGAGGUUUGGAGUGGUGGGCCCACAUUUGAAUCUUCGGAGAUGUUACAUCGUUUUACAGGAAAUAAUAGCUUCAUAUAUCUGUAUUCAACUACCAACUUCCUCAUUGUGCGUUUGUAUGCUAUAGAUGUAAGCACCAACACUGCUUCAUAUUCAUUCGGAUGGUCAACAAAUAUAGCACAAAUACCAAUGGGUGAAAAAGUAGAAACAGCAAUAACAACAUGGAAAGGCAUUCCUAUACCGUUUAUAUCUGAAGAAGUGAAACCAAAAAAUCUUAUGCUUUGGUGGCGUAUCGAUGCUCCAGAGGGUCAGCUUAUAACAUACUACGUGCAGAUUGACCCCGAAACAGGGUAUUCAGCAGAUGAUGUAAACUUUGACAUCAAGGUCUAUGGCAUGGAAGACUCUCUCAAGUGUCGCUAUUACUACACAUGGGCAUUUAAUGAAAUGCACGUAGUGUCUAAUUUUGUGCCCGAAAACGGUGCUGUAACAUUGCGAUACAAAUUAGGUUGUGGAAUGGAUAUAACAGACACGUAUGGUAUAAUUGUUUCACCUCAUCCAAUACCCAACAGUCUGAAAUGCUCAUGGACUCUAAAUGCUGGACAAAAUAUGUCUCCUUCUAGAGGAAUGGUUCUGAAAUUCUAUAGCCUUAUGUUGAAAGAAGAUACAAUAGGAACCAAUCCAGGAACAAAAUUAGAGGAUAAAUUUAUGAUUUAUGCUGACGGAUCUGCAACAGCUAUAACAGAUGUUGCUUUGUAUGACGGUAACCUAGACAAUAUAAUACAUGCACCUGGGGGACAUUUUAAGGUGGACUUUGAAUCUGAUGCUGCCAUUAUGUCUCAAGGUUUUAUCUUUGGCUUUGGAACAGAUUGCGAAGCCCUAGACGUAUCAGCUGAGACAAUUAAAAGCACCAACAUGACAUACUUCUGGGAAAAUGUCGAGCUGUCUUGUCCGAUUGGAUAUAAAUUCCAUAUGGAAAAAUACUUUGACAUGGAAAUUGUGACACUUCGAUGUGACUCGAUGUGGGAGAUAGAUGGUGAAGACCCAGGAGCUAUUGCGGAAUGUCAGGUUGUGCACUGUGGACCUCCAACAAAGAUUCAGAAUGGUGGUGUUAAGUCAGCUACAGGAGUUACUUAUAGUGAAGUAGCUACAUAUUUCUGCAAUGAUGGAUUCCAAAUGAGCAUCGGCGGUCCGAAUGCUACUUGUGACAAGGAGGGCAUGUGGACGAAUGUCCCUACAUGUACAUCAUCCGUAUGUUCAGUUUUCAAUGAAAAUAUCCUCCCAAAUGGAAAGUUUGAGAUUAUUCGAGGAAAUGACUUUUCUGGUAACACCGCAGACUUUAAUACUGUGGUAGAGUUUUCAUGUGAUCCAGGAUAUGAAAUAGUCGGUCCUACGAUUUCAUUCUGUGAUUCAGAUGGAUGGACGCAUACAGAUAAUCCCCCAAUUUGUAAAAGAAUACCCUGUCCUGUACCUUCAAUAGCAAACUCUAACAUUCCAUUGGCUGGCCCUACUUCACCGACAUUAUCUGGAGACACAUAUCUUGUGAGCUGCAAUGCAGGAUAUAAGUUAAGGUCCACAGAUGCAGGAUCUAUAAAUAUGUUCUGUCAGGCAAACAAAACAUUCGAUCAGACACAAGGAUGUUAUGACAUAGAUGAGUGUGGCACAAAUACAGACCUGUGUCAGGAUUCACCAACCAUUUGUAUGAAUACAGCUGGGUCAUAUAUCUGUGAAUGUAAACCAGGAUACAAACGAGUAAAUGAUUUUAUAUGUACAGAUAUCAGAGAAUGUGAUGAUGAAUAUGGAGGCUGCAGUACAACAUGUGUCGAGGAACAAGGAUCUUACAAGUGUGUAUGUAAUCCAGGAUUUGAACUGUUUGAAAGUGACGGAUUUAAUAGCUACAAACUUCCUCCAGGGGAGACUGGAUUCCGGCGGGGAGAUCGUUACUUUGUUAACCAUACAUGUGUCCGUGUACAAUGUCCAACCUUGCCGCAAGUGUCGAAUGGAAAGUAUCUUACAAACAAAGACUCUAACUUCCACUUCGAGGAUACAAUUACAUUACAGUGUGCUGACGGGUACCAGGUUAAUAAAACUGGUAUCUUGAGAAUAACUUUUUUUGUAUCUACAUGUAAAAAUGAUGGAACAUGGGAUGAACUAUAUAGCUGUGAAGCUAGAAAAUGCAGUCUACCAGCAGCUCCUGCAUAUGGCGUUUAUGACAAGACAGAAGUUAUGUUUGGUGAAGCUGUUACCUUAACCUGUAACCUGACAUCAACCAAGACAAAAGAACUGAAGGCAGUGUGUAUCUAUGAUGAAAAGAAUGUACGUUUUGCUGGAGCAGAUAUCAGCAAAUGCCCAGAAAUUGAUUGUGGUGAGCCCAAUUUGGUAAUGCCAGUUGGUGGAAAAUUCUUUAACAACAUAGGGCCUGCAACAAACACAUACCUACCUUCCACCUCCAAGUUUAUUCUUGACUGUGACAAUGGUUUCGAUGUUACUGGAUUCUCCAAUGAUGACGAAGGUAACAUGACUGUCAGGUGUAAGGAAAAUGGCCGAUGGAACUUUGGGACACUGGCUUGUGCUGAUACAGAAAAUCCAACAUUUAGUGGUAGCUGCGGACAGACAUACAACAUUGAUGCAGUUGAUCAAGUGUUCUUUAAACCUGGAACAGCAAGUGAUAACGUUGCAGUGGCUUCUUUCAGUAGGACUGAUCCUUUACAGUCUGGUGAUAGGCUGCUUGUUGAUACCUCAGUAACUUACACUGCGAGAGAUUUCCAAGGAAAUGAUGAAACAUGUACAGUUACCUUUAAUGUUAUAGAUCGCACAGUUAAGCCAACACUUGGUUGUCCGCACUCAAAGACAAUUUUUGUUUCUGACAGAGAUUCUGAGGCCUAUAAUACAUCUAGUGAAAUCUUAGUGUCUGGUGGUAUGCUUCAAGUGAGCCCAGCGUCACUUGCCGUGUCUGUUAGUAAAAUCGGUUCAGCUGACAAUGUUACAGCUACAGCAGAAGAUCAGUUUGGCAGGGAAUCCUCAUGCACAUUUAUGGUUGAUUAUGUUGCAAAUGCUUGUUUCAAAGAACAGAUAUUUGUUGACAAUAAUGCUGUGAGAGCCUGCAACGAAGUUGGUGGGAAUCUUGUCUGUGAGUCCACCUGCAAAACAGGCUAUAUUUUCUCUGAUAAAACGAGUGCCAAGAACUUCACAUGUUCCGGAACAGGGAACUGGGAUUAUACGAGUACUUUACCUCAUGCUCGCUUCUGUCUUUUGAAGGAGAACCCAGAGUAUAUAGUUUCUGUGAACUUGAUACAUACCUAUGGGUACAUUACUGGUGAUUGUGUAGCUGAGUAUCAAACCUUUUUAGUGGCUAAUAUACCUACCUUUCAAAAUAACAUUGAAAACCUUUGCAACCAGAAGUGGGAUGUCUCAGUAAACACAGUUAAAACAGAUGGUGGAUUUUUUGAGUUUAUAACAACUUUGGAUCUCAAGUUAGUAUCAUCUGUUACUGUGUCUGAAAGUGAAGACUGUAUCAAACAAAUCAAGAAUACUGCAAACAAUGUGUUUGAUGGGGCUAUGUUUUGUGCAGAUGCUGGUCAAAGCUACAGUUUGACUGUGAAAGAAGAUUCAGUUAUAUCAGGGAGUGGGGAACGUAGUUGUUCAUUUGUAGGUUAUAGAUUGGAUGUUGAUAUCUGCUUGCCAUAUGGACCUGCCCAGUUUUUCAACGUGGAAACAGUUGCUAUAAAUGAUUGCCCAGAUGGACAGUACCAAGAUGGUUUUGCUCAGACAAGUUGUAAAAGUUGCUCUUCAGGACAGUAUCCAAAUAGUGACAAAACAGGCUGUCAAGUAACCUGUCCCAGAGGAUUCCGAUCAAAUUCGGGAUUCUACCCCUGUACAGCAUGUAGCAUAGACACAUAUUGGACAGCCAAGGACACAUGUACUCCGUGUCCAGGUGCCCGGUCAACUGUUGGCAUUGAAGGAGCAACUGAUGAAACAAAGUGCAUUGAGCCAUGUCCUAAGGGUACAUACUCAAAAACAGGAUAUAAUGUAAAUGGCUGCACAUCAUGCCCACUGAACUUUUACCAGGAUGAAACAACACAAAGGACUUGCAAGCGAUGUUUCAACAACCAGAGGACGUCUGCAACAGGAAGCAUCAGUUUUAGCAAUUGUACUGAUGUCACUGAUGUAUGUGACAGAACAACUUGCAAUGAUUUUGGUGAUUGCUCAUACAAACGUGGUUAUAGGGAGUGUACAUGUGAUCUUGGUAACUAUGAUGAUAGAUGUCAGAAUAUGUACCAUAUUUGUGAUGGAAAUCCUUGCACUUAUGGGGCCACAUGUGUUAGAGGGGCAACUCCAACAGAUUACACUUGUACCUGUAGAACAGAUUUGGACAUCUGUAAAAUGGACGUUCAGGAAGAUGCAAAAGUUGGAAGUCAAGGUUUAGCUAGUCAGCUGACAGCUUUUCAAGUAUCAAAUUUGCAAGGGUGUAAAUCUGCAUGUUUGAAUAAUAAUGAAUGUAAAGAGGCUUCAUUCUUAUCUUCUAGUAACUUCUGUGUUCUGUUUAAUGCUGAACUUUUAGCAAAUGAGUUGAAUGAUGAGAGCAACACAGAUGACCAGCACUUACGGAAAAUUUGUAACAUAGAUUUGGACAUCUGUGAAAUGGACGUUCAGGAAGAUGCAAAAGUUGGAAGUCAAGGUUUAGCUAGUCAGCUGAGAACUGUUCAAGUAUCAAAUUUGCAAGGGUGUAAAUCUCAAUGUUUGAAUGAUAAUGAAUGUAAAGAGGCUUCAUUCUUAUCUUCUAGUAACUUCUGUGUUCUGUUUAAUGCUGAACUUUUAGCAAAUGAGUUGGAUGAUGAGAGCAACACAGAUGACCAGCACUUACGGAAAAUUUGUAACAUAGAGGAUUGCCCAGCUGGAAAGGAACGUAGCGUAGUGACAGGUGAAUGCGACAUGUGUGAACGUGGUUAUUGGCGAAGUCUCACAUUUGAUGACUGCCAGAAGUGUCCAGAGAAUACAACAACUUACUUAAACGAGCUUGCCGAAACUGAAGAUGACUGUGAAAUGGCUCUUUGUCCACCUGGGCAGUAUUAUAUCACUGACACAGACACAGGAGUUGUCAGCUGUAGCCCAUGUGAGAUUGGCAAAUACAACCCUUAUGUAAUGGCGGAAUCGUGUGAACAGUGUGAUAGUGGUAAAACAACACAAGCUACUGGCAGAAAAUAUAAGAGUGAUUGCAUAGAAAUUUGUCCAUCUGGUAGUGGGUAUGAUACAGAUGCAGGAGAUUGUUUGAAUUGUCCAAAAGGACAGUACAAUGAUGGGCUUCAACCUCCUCCAAAUACGUGUAAAUAUUGUCCAGACAGCACCACCACAUUUACAGCCGGACAGUCUUCCUGCAGUACUGUGGUUACACCAAUUCCUAGGAGAUUAGUGACUAUCAAAAAGACUGUGACCUUUGCUCUUAGCAUUGACAAUUGUGGCAGCACUGAUUCGUUAAAUUUGAUCUUGACACGCAUUUCAAUCACUAUAAGGCUGUUGUUUAUCAGACAUCGAGAUGAAAUAUACAGUGCUUCACUGUCCUUCUGUGUUGGCGACUGCACUAACUUGGUUGUAAGGUACCCAAAUAGUAACCCAGCUUUAGCCUGUAGACUGAAGGGCUCUGGACGUAGGAAACGAGCAACAACACAUGAAGUUGAUGUAGAGCUUGAAUUCAGUAAUGUGAGUGACAGUACUUUGGACACACAGAAUAAUGUUGCUUUGUCAACCAAAGAAGUCAUCAAUCAGAUUAUUAAUAACAACAAAGAAGAGCUUUCGCUGGAACCAGGCCAGAUAGAAUACCAAAGUGCUGCUCCAUCUGUGGUCAGUGUACUGUGCAGUCCUGGUGAAGAAUCUAUAAAUAACGAGUGUGUUGUAUGCAGUACUGGUCGGUAUGGUACAGAUGGAGUGAGUUGUGAGUUGUGUCCAGGAGACACAUACCAAGAUGAAUCAGGCCAAUCCUCUUGCAAGAAUUGUCCAGCAAAAACAUUCAAUGAUGCUGAAGGGGCAACCAGCUCUUCACAAUGUAAAUCAUGGUGUGUUAACAACCCUGGUUACUGUAACAACAGAGGUAUAUGCUCAGACACCGGUCGACGUACAGCAUCCUGUAGUUGUUAUGACAAUUACGAGGGGGCACAAUGUGCAUCUGAAAAAGUGUAUUCAAUUAUAUAUAUUGCUGGAGCAGUUUCUGGAAUGGUAUUUCUUGUCAUUAUUGUGGUUAUAGCUGUAUGUUUCUAUAAAAGAAGACAACAUGUACCUAGGAAACCAGAGAGCAGUGUAAGUACAGCAAACGUUAACGAUGACAAUGAAGAUGGGGCCCACUACGUAAGCCUCGAUGAUAUGCGGGUAUCAGACACAAAUGAUGUACACUUAAAAGGACCUUCUUUGCCACGAAGACAAGUUGUAGAUGACACACCCUCUUAUAUGGUGCCUAUAAGCCGAGAUGUCAAUUAUGACAGGAUAUCUAUAUCGGACACAAAUGAUGUGCACUUAGGAAGGCCUUCUUUGUCACGAGGACAAGUCGUAGGUGACACAACCUCAUAUUUAGAGCCUAUAAGCCGAAAUAUCAAUUAUGAUAUUUCCGAUUCAGGACAAGACAGAAGUGAGGCGACUGGGACAGUUGAUGCUAGCCAACAACAGGCAGGAUACCAUUCCCUACACGCUGUCAGAGACAAAAAUGCUUUGUAUACAAGGCUAGUGAUAGGAGAUAAAUCAACCACUAGAAGUGAGGCGGCUGGGACAGUUGAUGCUGAACAUCAUGAGGCAGGAUACCAUUCCCUAAAAGCUGUCAGAGACAAAAAUGCUCUGUAUUCAAGUCUAGAAGUAGCAGAUAAAUCAACACCUAGACAAAUUUAUGAGAAUCAAGAAAGACCCAAAACCAACGAUGGAAUUACACAGCUUCGUAGAUCAGGUUAUAACUAUGCUGAACGCGAUUAUUACAAUAAAAUGUCGCUGAACAUCGAACAACAUCAGCAGCAACAAGCUUAUGAAAGGUUAAGGAAAGAUGCUCAGGGAGACCAACACAGUUAUGACCAUCUAUGAACCAACAGGACAAACAAUACGUGCUUUGAAACAGCCUGUUGAAGUGAUAUUCAUUUGUUAUUUUGUGCCCCCCUCCCCACAGUUUUUUUUCACAUGGUGUUUCCCAUGUCUGAUUGAUACCUUAGCUGGUAGGAGGUAAGGCCUAGGACAAUGGGAAAUCAUUGUAUUCAUUCUAUAACCACUUAAUAUAAUCUGUUUCCUAUGGACACAUAUCUAUAGACUAUAGUAAUCAUUACUUUUUAUGUAGUUGUUAAAAUGACAUCUAAAUUGUUCAGUUGCUAAAUAGUAAAUAUGAUAAAUUAAUAGUUAAGAAUAAAUUUAAUCCUAGAAAAAAAUUAUAGUUAGGAAAACAUGCUAGAUUUUUUUCAUAGCUAAUUUAAGUUGAUGUUUUACAGUUAAAUAUGCAAGUUGCAUAUAUAUGUCAUCAAAAUGGUUUAAGGUUGUGCUUUGUUGUAUAUUACAUUUUUCAUAAUAACAUUUUCAAGCACAUACAUUUUUUGAUAACACUGCAAACUAAUAUUAUUACCUUUUUUCACCCGCACAACGAGUGCCUGCAAGUCAAAACUUACCCAAACCAAAAUGUACACAUGUUUGCCCAAUUCCUGGUGAAUUCGUGUUUAUGUGUGUACCUUCUAUUUUAUGGGUUUCUACCAAAACAAGAAAAUUAUAUUUCUUCGCUCUUCGCUGGCUCCUGUUUUCCUACAGAACAAAAACAAAUAUUUAAAUUAUUUUUCACUCGCUGCCUCAAUUUAUCAAGUGUGUUGAACAAUUUUUCAAUUUGAGGUGGCCUUAGAUAUAUAAAAAUGUAUUGAAUAUAUUCGGUUACACAUAUUUUUAUGCUUGCGGAAGACUUUGCUGUGUAAAUACCUAAAGAAUGUCAUAUUAUUUGUAUAAAUCAUGAACUUUGUUUAAUGCAACUGCCAUCAUCUUCUUUUAAAUAACUGUGCUUUCUUUGAUCAUAUAAGUGCUCUUUCUUGUUAUCUCGUGUAUAAAAUUAUUGUAUAUUUUUAUAAUCAGAGAAAAGUGAAAACAGAAAUAGUAAAUAUUUUUAUAUUUUGUCCAGUUUGAAUUGCAUUCAUGUAUUUCCGUAGCUUAUCUUCGCUGGCUCCUGUUUUCCUAAAAAACAAAAACAAAUAUUUAAAUUAUUUUUCACUCGCUGCCUCAAUUUAUCUCAGAAAAAAAAUGCAAUGAAAAUCUUUUCAAUUUGGGAUGGCCUUAGAUAUAUAAAAAUGUUUUAAAUAUAUUCGGUUACACAUAUUUUUAUGUUUGCCGGUGACUUUGCCAUAUUAUUUUGUAUAAAUUACGAACUUUGUUUAGGUAAUGCAACUGCCAUCACCUUCAGUAAACUAACUGUGUUUUCUUUGAUUAUGUAAGUGUUUUUUCUUGUUAUCUCGUGUAUAUAAAUAUUGUAUAUCUUAUACUCGGAGAAAAGUGAAAAUAGAAAUAAAUAGCAAAUAUGUAUAUGUGUUCCAAUUUUAAUUGCAUACAUGUAUUUCCAAAGCAAUGUAGCUAGUCUUCGCUGGCUCCUGUUUUCCGGAAAAAAUACAGAUAUUUAAAUUAUUUUUCACUCGCUUACUCAAUUUAUCUCAGAAAAAAAUGCGAUGAACAACUUUUCACUUUUGGAUGGCCUUAGAUAUAUAAACAUGUAUUAAAUAUAUUCGGUUACACAUAUUUUUAUGUUUGCAGAUGACAUUGCCAUAUUCUUUUGUAUAAAUCAUGAACUUUGUUUAAUGCAACUGCUGUCACCUUCUAUAAACUAACUGUGUUUUCUAUUAAAAAAUAACUGUGUUUUCUUUGAUAAUGUAGCCCCAUGUGGUUUUGGGACGAUUUGUGUAUGAAAAGAAUUGGAACCACUGCCUUACCCUUGCAUGAUCGUAAGAGGCGACUAAUAGGGUCUUAACAUUUGGUUUUGCAGUAACUCUGUGAUUCCAGCAGGUAUGCAAAUUUUGAUUCCAUACCUCAUGAUUUUAUUUCCAUAUAAAUUGAGAUCUGGAACCAAAAUUUGUAGUCCUGUUUGGCGCCAUAUAACCUAUACUGUGUUGGUGCGCCGUAAAACCCCAAAAAAAUCAAUAAAUUUGAUUAUGUAAGUGUUUUUCUUGUUAUCUCGUGUAUAUAAAUAUUGUAUAUUUUAUAAUCGGAGAAAAGUGAAAAUAAUAAUAAAUAGUAAAUAUGUAUAUGUGUUUCAAUUUUAAUUGCAUACAUGUAUUUCCAUAGCAAUGUAGCUAGUCUUCGCUGGCUCCUGUUUUCCGGAGGAAAAAAACAACAGAUAUUUAAAUUAUUUUUCACUCGCUUGCUCAAUUUAUCUAUAAAAAAAUGCGAUGAACAAUUUUUCACUUUGGGGUGGUCUUAGAUAUAUAAACAUGUAUUAAAUAUAUUCGGUUACACAUAUUUUUAUGUUUGCAGAUGUCAUUGCCAUAUUAUGUUGUAUAAAUCAUGAACUUUGUUUAAUGCAACUGUCGUCAGCUUCUAUAAACUAACUGUGUUUUCUUUUAAAAAAUAACUGUGUUUUCUUUGAUAAUAUAGCCCCAUGUGGUUUUGGGACGAUUUGUGUAUGAAAAGAAUUGGAACCACUGCCUUACCCUUGCGUGAUCGUAAGAGGCGACUAAUAGCGUCUUAACAUUUGGUUUUGCAGUAAAUCUGUGAUUCCAGCGGGUAUGCAAAUUUUGAUUCUAUACCUCAUGAUUUUAUUUCGAUGUGAAUGAGAUCCGGAACCAAAAUUUGUAGUCCUGUUUGGCGCCAUAUAACCUAUACUGUGUUGAUGCGCCGUAAAACCCCCAAAAAAUCAAUAAAUUUGAUCAUGUUAGUGUUUUUCUUGUUAUCUCGUGUAUAUAAAUAUUGUAUAUCUUAUAAUCGGAGAAAAGUGAAAAUAAUAAUAAAUAGUAAAUAUGUA